ACCGCUGUGGUGGCAACAUUGGAUUAAAUAAUUCUGACACUUCGAUUCCAGGGCAGAAGUUGCUUUAGCAAUUCCAACUAAUUUUAAUAAUUCCUUGUUACCGAAAUAUCGGCAAUUUAACGAUGGCUUCGAAUUUAACCAAAGUCACAAUGUUGAGGGCCGUUCAAUCCCGUGGCUUUUGCCAGGCAGCCCCAAUUGGAGGAAUUGCAAACUACGACGUUCAAACUUCAAUUUUGCCAAAUAAAACUGUUGUGGCAUCUGGUGAAAAUGGAUCAGCUAUCUGCAGGGUCUCUGUAGUGUUCAAAGCUGGAUCUCGUAAUGAGUCUUUUGAUAAUGCUGGUGCUGCUCAUGUGCUCCGUAUUGCUGCUGGACAAUCCACAAGUAAUGCAACCAACUUCUCUAUCAUGCGUAAUAUACAACAAGUUGGCGCCAACUUGACCUGCUGGGCCAAUCGUGAAAACGUUGGUUACACCCUUGAAGGCACCAGAAAUGCUGUAGAGCAAGUUAUGCCUUUCUUGACUGAAGUAGCUACCAAGCAAGUUUUCAAGCCAUGGGAACUUUCUGAUAACAUCAACAGGAUUAAGUUGGAAUUGGCAACUAGGCCACCACAGUUGAGGGCUAUCGAUCUGUUGCACAAAGCCGCUUACCGUCGUGGUCUUGGCAACUCUUUGUACAUCGCCAAGCACCAAAUUGGUAAGAUUGGUUCUGAAACCCUUCAACACUAUGUAGCCAGCAAUUUCUUGAGCGGACGCGCUGCAGUCAUCGGUGUCGGUGUUGAUCAUGACUCCCUUGCUCAAUACGCCCAAGGAUUGGAAUUGGAGACCGGUGAUGGACACGUCGAAAAGUCCCCGUACAUGGGUGGUGAGAUCAGAUCCGACAAAGGUGGAAACAUGGCUUACUUCGCCAUCGGUACCGAAAGCGUUGGUUACAGCGACUUGAAGCAAGGACUUGCAUUCGCUGUUCUUAAGUGCUGCCUGGGCAACGGUACAUCCGCUAAACCAUGGGGCUCCGAAAGCGCUGCUGUCCUGAGCAAGGCUGUUGGUGAAGGUGAACACGCCAUCGCCGCUUUCAAUGUGCAAUACUCCGACUCCGGACUUUUCGGUGUUUUGGGAGUUGCCAAAGCUAAAGAUGCUGGCAAACUUGUCGAAGCUGCUGUGAAGACCUUAGAAUCCGGAAGCGUUUCAGAUGCCGAUGUAAACAGAGGCAAAAACCAAUUGAAGAGGAGAAUCUUGACCAAGUUGGAAAAUGGUUUCAAAGCAUCUUAUUACUUCAGUGAGCAAGCUUUAUUGAGGGGCGAAGUUCUGUCUUCAUCUGACAUGGCCGCUGCCAUCGAAUCCGUAACCACCGAGGAUGUUAACCAGGCCGCCCAAGCGAUAGCCGGUAAGAAGUUGUCCAUCGCCGCUGUUGGUAACUUGCAGUCUGUUCCUUUCCUUGAUCAAUUAACUAAUUAAAUAAUUAUUUUUUGAAAAUUAAAAUACAAAAUCCUUAGAUAAUUUU
Messenger RNA from Nicrophorus vespilloides, 1497 nucleotides. RefSeq names its product cytochrome b-c1 complex subunit 2, mitochondrial (gene UQCR-C2). Gene Ontology annotation, cellular component: mitochondrion. Gene Ontology annotation, molecular function: metal ion binding. Bases 123 to 1451 code for a protein of 442 amino acids. NCBI's taxonomy places the organism in Eukaryota, Metazoa, Arthropoda, Insecta, Coleoptera, Silphidae. The transcript has 7 exons. The record is from RefSeq and is a predicted model, not a curated record.